AUGCCAAAGGAUAACCAGGGAUCCUACGAGCUGGUGGAUAGCCAGUCUUUCAACAAGGAUUUAGAACAAAACAUAACUACAUCUUCAGAUGAUAUCUUUCCUCAAACAACUGAUGCUUCAGAUUCAAAGUUUCUUAGAAACAAAUUUGAUACAAUCGCAAGCCCGACAAGGUCAAAAUUUUCUUUCAGAAGCUUCAAAAAACGCAAGUUUUUGUUUACAUUUCUAAUACUAGCCAUCGUGGGGACAAUUGGUACUGCAAUAUAUACAACUAAUAUUGGGGCUGAUAUAACCAAUUAUUACAACAAUAAGACCUCAAAUAACUCAAAUGAAAAGACACCAGAAUCUGAAUCACCAAAAACUGAUGACGCUCAGUAUAAUAAUAACGGAGAACCAGUUGAUGCUGCAAAACCUAAAGAAACCCCUGAAGAUAAUAAACCAGAAUCAAAACCUGAAAGUAAUAGUGAUAGUGAUGGUAAAGCAGAAUCAAAGCCUCAAGAAGAACCUGAAACCCCCAAACAAGCCGCUCCAAAAGGUAAAAAGAAGAUCACAAUGGAUGAAAUAAGAGCUGGUAAAUUUUAUGUAUAUGACUCAGAUAUCCAUUUUGUUCAACCACCAGCUCAAACUACCGAGUUCAAUGAUGAAGGUCUCCAUUUCACAAGAGCACAUAAUAAGAUAGUAGUGGAAAAAGGUACAGAUAGUUCAUACAAAGAGACACUAUUAAAUGAUUUAACUUUUGAAUAUGAAGGUCAAAAACAUCGUGUUGCUAAAUUUGAACCAAAUUUCGAUCUUACAUUAGCAUUAGUCUCUUCAGAUGAAGAAUUGAUUUAUAGACAUUCUUCAAAUGCGUAUUAUUGGGUUUAUAACAUCAAAGAUCAAACUUUUACUCCAGUUGUCACCAAAGAUAAAACUAAACCAGUCAAAGUAUCUUAUGCUACGUGGUCACCAAAGUAUAAUUAUAUCUCAUAUGUUCAAAAUAAUGAUUUAUACGUCAAAGAUGUUAGAGACCAAAAUGUUAAAAGGAUUACAAAUGAUGGCUCUAAUAAUAUAUAUAAUGCUAAAACAGAUUGGGUUUAUGAAGAAGAAGUCCUUGCUGAUGAUAAAGCAUUAUGGUGGUCCCCGGAUGAAGCAUAUUUUGCAUUUAUGCGCACUGAUGAAAAAUCAGUUCCUAAAUAUCACUUAGAUUACUACGUUCAAAACUCAGAUGGUGCUUCCAAAUAUCCUAUUGCUAAAGAUGUUUCAUAUCCAAAACCAGGCUUUCCAAAUCCAAGAGUUUCAUUAAAAUGGUACAAUAUGGAAUCUGGCGAGUUGAAUGAUGUUCAAAGACCAGAUAAUGAAUUUGGUGAUGAUUUCGUGAUUUAUGAAGCUUUAUUUAUCGAUGAAGAAAAUUUCUUGGUCAAAGAAACAGAUAGGGAAUCUAAUAGAUUAGCUGUUCGUCAUUUUAAUCCUUUGACAAAUGAAGGUAAAGUUAUUUAUAGAGUUGAUGCAGGGAAGGAAUAUUCAGGAUGGAUUGAAAAAUUCAAUAAAAUUGUUCCAAUCCCACCAAGAGAUGGUUCUUCAUCAUGGGGUUAUGUUGAUGUCUUAGUUAAGGAUGGCUAUAAUCAUUUGGCAUAUUUCCAAACAGCAGUAACUGAAACUCCAAAAUUCCUUACAACUGGAGAAUGGGAAGUUUUGAACUCACCAAUAAGCUAUAGUAAAAAGAAAGAUUCAGUCUAUUUCCAUUCCAAUAAAAGAUCAUCAAUUGAUAAGCAUGUUUAUUCUAUUAAUUUAGCUACAGAUGAACUAUCAUCAUUGGGUGAUGCCUUAGAACAAGCAUACUAUGAAGCUGAUUUUUCACCAGAUGCUUCAUAUGUUUUCUUAAAUUAUCAAGGUCCAGAAACACCAUCUCAAAAGAUGUAUAAAGUUGAAGGAUUAUAUGAGAUUAAAUUAUUAUCAUUAGCUACCAUGCUGGAAAUGUCCAAACGUGCAUAUGAUUUACCAACAAAGAAAUACCAUAGAGUUAAUGUCGAUAAAUAUGAUGAUGAUACACCACUUGACGUCAAUGUCAUUGAAUACUUACCACCAAAUUUUGAUGAAAAGAAGAAAUAUCCAUUAUUGGUACACUUUUAUGCUGGUCCAGGCUCACAAGUUGUGAACUCUAAAUUUGAUAUUGGAUUUGAAGAUACUAUAUCAUCAUCAUUGGAUGCUGUUGUGUUAUAUAUUGAACCAAGAGGAACAGGUGGUCAAGGUUGGAAACAUAGAUCGUGGGCAAAACGUAAAAUUGGUCAUUGGGAACCAAGGGAUAUAACAACUGUCACUAAAAAAUGGAUUGAAAAGGGCUUUAUAGAUACUGAAAGAACUUCAGUUUGGGGUUGGUCAUAUGGUGGGUUCACUACAUUGAAAACUUUAGAAUUUGAUGGUGGAGAAACUUUUAAAUAUGGUAUGGCUGUGGCACCUGUAACUAAUUGGUUAUUUUAUGACUCUAUAUACACAGAAAGAUAUAUGGAUAAACCUGAUGAUAAUAAAGAUGGUUAUAAAGAAUCUCAAAUCUCAAAUGUGGAAAAUUUAGGUAAAGCUAAAAGAUUUUUAGUCAUGCAUGGUACUGCUGAUGAUAACGUUCAUAUUCAAAAUACUUAUUCUCUGUUAGAUCUUUUGGAUAUUAAAUCAGUGGAGAAUUAUGACGUUCAUGUUUUCCCUGAUUCCGAUCAUAGUAUUUAUCAUCAUAAUGCUAAUAAAGUUGUUUAUGAUAAAUUGUUCAAUUGGUUGAGAGAUGCAUUCCAAGGAGAUUUUGAUAAAAUUGGUCAAUGA
Molecule: messenger RNA, 2784 nt
Organism: Hansenula ciferrii
Lineage: Eukaryota; Fungi; Ascomycota; Saccharomycetes; Phaffomycetales; Wickerhamomycetaceae
Product: Dipeptidyl peptidase 4
Exons: 1
Coding region: 1-2784 (927 amino acids)
Biological process (GO): proteolysis
Molecular function (GO): serine-type peptidase activity; dipeptidyl-peptidase activity
Source: RefSeq, a predicted model, not a curated record